AUGGAUAAUUCUAUUGCUGCCACAAUUAUUCAAGCUCACUGGAGAGGAUUUAAAAUUAGAAAAAUUCAAAAAAAUCAACAUGUUGCAGCCUCAAAAAUACAGAAAACUGUUCGAAAGUUUCUUUUUAAACAAAAGUGUAAAAAAUAUAAUAAGGCUGCUAGAAUCAUCCAACACAACUUCAGAACAUUUAUAGAAAAACAAAAAGUAAAAUAA
Messenger RNA from Strongyloides ratti, 213 nucleotides. Its product is annotated as Myosin-like IQ motif-containing domain and P-loop containing nucleoside triphosphate hydrolase domain-containing protein. Gene Ontology annotation, molecular function: protein binding. The record is from RefSeq and is a predicted model, not a curated record. The transcript has 2 exons. Lineage: Eukaryota; Metazoa; Nematoda; Chromadorea; Rhabditida; Strongyloididae. The coding region runs from base 1 to 213 and encodes 70 amino acids.